Molecule: messenger RNA, 3359 nt
Organism: Engraulis encrasicolus (European anchovy)
Lineage: Eukaryota; Metazoa; Chordata; Actinopteri; Clupeiformes; Engraulidae
Gene: reps1
Product: RALBP1 associated Eps domain containing 1
Exons: 20
Coding region: 598-3072 (824 amino acids)
Biological process (GO): endosomal transport; clathrin-dependent synaptic vesicle endocytosis
Cellular component (GO): cytoplasm; plasma membrane; presynaptic membrane
Molecular function (GO): molecular adaptor activity; calcium ion binding; protein binding
Source: RefSeq, a predicted model, not a curated record
GUAAUGGCGGCGUUGGCUGUUAGAGGAAGGAGCCCAAAGAUCCUGAAACUUUAUUUCUGACAUCACACGCAAGGAUUACAGUGUGCUUGCAUCGUAGAAAUUAGGUGGUGCGACCAUAAACAACUGCGAGGAGCGUCGUGCACUUUUGCGUGCAGUUACACACCAUUGCGCGAAAGAAGAGUUGAAUUUUGCGGCUGACUUUGAGGCCAGUUUUCCUAGUGACAAGCUAUCGCUAACUGGCUAGCGCACCGUGCUAAUGAAACGUUACCAACCAGGAGGAAAUUGCUAACGACUAGCACUUAAUGUAACCAAGAGGUUUUCAACCUAACGGUAACGUUAACCUACUGGUACAGAUAAAUAACGUUAUAUAGUCAUCAUCGGUCAUUUAUGGCCUUGUACCCUUCUCCGAUGCUGACAUAUAAAGGCAAAAGGGCAUCGUUCUAAUUGGAUAAGAUAUCCUUGGGGCGCAUUUAUUUUCGUCCAGUUUGUAACCAACACAAGAUAGCUGCGUCGGCUAGCCUGGCUUGAUAGCGAGUUUAGCAGACUAGAGUUUGGAGAGCUAGCCGGCGGGCUUGCUUAUUAGGUCUGUAUGCCACAAUGGAAAGUUUAACCCUGAGUGAUGUGGAGCAGAAGUAUUACUCGGAUUUGUUUAUCUACUGUGACACGGACAACACCAAAAAAGUGGCUUCUAAUGGCAAAGUUCUUGACCUGUUUCGAGCGGCCCAGCUACCCAAUGAUGUGGUUUUGCAGAUCACAGAGCUGUGUGGAGCGACGCGGCUGGGCCACUUUGGGAGGAGUCAGUUCUACAUUGCACUAAAGCUCAUCGCCAUCGCCCAGUCCGGACUGCCACUGAGGGUCGAGAGCCUGAACUCAGUCAAGGACCUGCCCCUGCCGCGGUUCGUGGUGGGUAAGAACGAGCAGGAGGCUCGGCACGCGGCGGUGUACCCCGACUCCGAGAACCAGAACCAGGGGCCGUACGCCGCCGUCUUCCCCCGGCCGCCAGGCCGAGGCCUGGGUCUGGGCCCGGGCAAGAAGAUCCCCCUCACGCACGAGGUCAUACAGCCAGGGCCCGGGGGCAACACGGCAGAUGCACAGCCUGACACCACGUCCCCGGUGGUGUCUCCGCACCAGUCCCCUCCCACGUCUCCUCCGUCCUGGAGGAAGCACUCGCGGCAGCCCAGCGGCAGCAACACCGACAGGCCGCCCGUACAGGUGGUGCCCGUACAGGUGGCGCCCAACGCCUGGCCACACUUCAGAGAAGCACAAUCAGGUCCGGUGGUGCCAGGCGAUGGGAUGUGGUCGGGCCACUCCCCUCCUCCGGUUCAGGAAUCCUGGGUCAGUUUUACAGAUACCCCUCCCUCCAGCACACUUCCAACAAUGCACCCAUCGUCUCUACAGGAGAGCACAGGGGUCCGUACGGGUCCGAGCGCACCGCCCUCCACCAACGAGCUGCAGAGGCAGACGAGUGGCUACGAGGACCCCUGGAAGAUAACAGACGAGCAGCGGCAGUACUACGUUAACCAGUUCAAGACCAUCCAGCCAGACCUCACGGGCUUCAUCCCCGGAUCAGCAGCUAAAGAGUUUUUCACAAAGUCCAAGCUGCCGAUACUAGAACUGUCUCAUAUUUGGGAGCUGUCGGACUUCGACAAAGACGGCGCGCUGACACUGGACGAAUUCUGCGCCGCGUUCCACCUGGUGGUGGCCAGGAAAAACGGUUACGACCUCCCCGAGAAGCUUCCGGAAAGCCUCAUGCCAAAGCUCAUCGACCUGGACGACUCUGCAGGUAUGCAACUCUACGACUCUGCAGAAGUCCCGGAGCCUGCUCAUGAUGUGGGGUACUCGGGUUCACCAGUAGAGGUCACCCCUAACAAGUCUCCUUCCAUGCCCUCGCUCAACCAGAACUGGCCCGAACUCAACCAGAGCAACGAGCAGCAGUGGGAGACGUUUAGUGAGCGCUCGUCCAGUUCUCAAACUCUGACCCAAUUUGAUUCUAACAUUGCACCGGCUGACCCUGACACGGCCAUAGUGCACCCGGUGCCUAUCCGCAUGACGCCCAGUAAGAUCCACAUGCAGGAGAUGGAGCUGAAGAGGGCAGGAAGUGAGCACCCCCACGCUACGAGUCCCCUGCUGACCAAGCCGCCAGAGCUGUCUGACGAGAGUAAACUUGUGGCCGCAAUCAAAUAUCCUGCCAACACUGUAGGUGAUGGCUAUAGUAGUUCGGACUCCUUCACGUCAGACCAGGAGCCAAUCGCCGGUGUUGUCACGCGCCAGAGGUCUCAUUCGGGGGCGUCUCCGGAGGGCCUGCAGGUGGUGGCCCCCCCUCCCCCUCCCCCACGGCCCCACGCCUCACACUCCCGAUCCUCAUCGCUAGACAUGAACCGAAACUUUGCCGCCGUCACCUCAGCAGGCCAGCAGCCUGCAGGUGGCGUAGCGUUCCCUCCAGCUGUGCCUCCCAGACCACUGCCAACACAGGCCUCUGCUCCUCAUAGCCACCGGUCGGUAGAGGGGGGUGAGGGAGGCGCGUCUCUCCUCAGCACCUCCCCUCAGCAGAUGCCUCAGCAGCCAAACUUCGCCGACUUCAGCCAGUUCCAGGCCUUCGCCGAGCAGCCCCAGGAGGACGCUGAGAAGCACCCGGAGAGCGCACAGGUGGAGCUGAGUGGGGAGACUGCAGGGCCCCUGAGGACGGUCAAGUCCGACGGCCAGAGUGAGGAGAGGGCAGCCGCUACGGCCAACUCUGCCAAAGGGGCUUCGAGCGGGCCCCUGGCUCCGCCCCCCAAGCCGGUGCGGCGACGGCUGAAGUCGGAGGACGAGCUGCGGCCGGACGAGGACACGCCCCUCCCCCCUCAGAAGAGCAACCUCAUCGCCACCGUGCUCGCCACGCAGCCCUCCAUACCUCGGUCUGUUGGCAAAGAUAAGAAGGCCAUUCAAGCUUCCAUCAGGAGGAACAAGGAGACAAACACAGUGUUGGCUAGACUCAACAGUGAGCUGCAACAACAGCUGAAGGACUUGCUGGAGGAGCGGAUAUCUUUGGAGGUUCAACUAGAGCAGCUGCGGCCAUUUUCCCAUUUGUAACCCCCGUCUGUCUGUCUGUCUGUCUGUACGUACGUACGUCUCCCGUCUGUGUGUUCUGGAACAAUCUGCCACGUGGUAAUGGGGGACAGAACCGGAACCGGAACCAGACCCAGAGCUUCCUGCCGGAUGCAUAUGUUGCUCACCUGCCCCGCACCGCCCCCCGCCCAGCCCCCCGCCCAGCCCCUCGCCCCGCCCAGCCCUAUCUGCUGUGUUGGUCUUAACGUGUGUGUGUGUGCGCGCGCAUGUGUGUGUGUGCGCGCGUGUGUGUGCGCGUGUGUGUGUGUGCG